AUGACCCACAGGUGCAUCCUCCAAAUUGCUCUCCUGUUGUGUUUCUCCACCACAGCUCUUUCCACGAGCUACAGAUUGCUUCAAUUCCAACAAAGGAGCAGCAGUUUGGCGUGUCAGAAACUCCUGCUGCAGCUGCUGCAGUUACCUGGAAUGCCUCAACAUUGCCUCGAGGAGAGGAUGGACUUCAAGGUCCCUGAUGAGAUUAAGCAACCACAGCAGUUCCAGAAGGAAGACGCCGUAUUGGUCAUCUAUGAGAUGCUCCAGCAGAUCUUUUGUAUUCUCAGAAGAAAUUUCUCUAGCACCGGCUGGACCGAGACCAUCAGUGAGAAGAACCUCCUUGCGGAAGUCUCUCGGCAGAUGGAUCGUCUGGAGACAAUACUGGGGGAAAUAAUGGAGAAGGAAAACUUCACCGGGGUAAACAUGACCAUUCUUCACCUGAAGAAAUAUUACCUGCAGAUCGUGCAGUACCUGAAGUCCAAGGAGUACAGCAACUGUGCCUGGACAGUAGUGCGAGUGGAAAUCCUCAGGAACUUUUCCUUCCUUAACCACCUUACAGACUACCUCCAUAAUUGA
Molecule: messenger RNA, 573 nt
Organism: Mesoplodon densirostris (Blainville's beaked whale)
Lineage: Eukaryota; Metazoa; Chordata; Mammalia; Artiodactyla; Ziphiidae
Gene: IFNB1
Product: interferon beta 1
Exons: 1
Coding region: 1-573 (190 amino acids)
Biological process (GO): natural killer cell activation involved in immune response; response to exogenous dsRNA; cytokine-mediated signaling pathway
Cellular component (GO): extracellular region
Molecular function (GO): type I interferon receptor binding; cytokine activity
Source: RefSeq, a predicted model, not a curated record